Messenger RNA from Pocillopora meandrina, 1197 nucleotides. NCBI's taxonomy places the organism in Eukaryota, Metazoa, Cnidaria, Anthozoa, Scleractinia, Pocilloporidae. The record is from the annotation of a GenBank genome assembly.
AUGAAAGAAGCCAUUGAAUCAAAUGGCGGUAUUCCUGGCGUUAUUGUGAAGUAUGUGAAGCCUCCCGAACUAUCUGCUGGCAAAAACGUGGUCAAAUGGGACGGAAUUAGUACGCUUAAUAACUUCCAGUUUUGUCCAAAUGGUAUCACAACAUGGGAGGCUUACAACAUCAGGCCCGGAAAGCUGGUACCAUGGAAGGACAUUCAAACCGAUGGUAUCUUUCCUGCUACAAUUGAAGUUUUGGAGCCUCCUGAUACCCGCUCUCAGCAGCCAAGCUUUAGAAAAAUCAAUCCUAGAAAGGAAGUGCAGCAAAAAUCUUUGUCUGAACAACGACUGAGUAGUCCUGACCAGCAAGAGACAGCAGGACAAGACAUGGAUGUAGAAAAAGAGAAAGAGGAAGUAAGUGGCCUUUUUACCUGCCCAGAAGAUGGGUGUAUUCGGACAUUCCAGCGGUCCUCAAGUUUGCAAGCACAUUUAGACGAAGGAAAGCACAAGCGCGCGCUAGAAAAAGAAACACUGUUUGACAAAGCCAGAAAAGGAUACGCUGCGAGAAUAACUGGAGAGCAAACGAAAGGUCCAACUUUUGGUUUCUACGCGGCAUCAAAAAUCUCAGUUGAUAAACUACACUCCACACUUGAGAUGGGAUGGGCUCUUAAAACAACAGGGAGUAGAACCCAUUUUACAGAAGAACAAAGAAAGUUCCUCACAGAACAGUUUCUCAUCGGGGAGGAGUGUGGUAAAAAGGCAGAUCCACAACAGGUAUCGCAAGAAAUGCGAAGAGUGAGGGACAAAAAGGCUGCUCGUAUUUUCAGUGGAAAGGGUAUUCUUUCGCCACAGCAGGUGGCAGGAUUCUUCUCAAGACUGGCAGCAAGGAUUCGAAAAACGUCAGCAACAUCGAACGAAGAAAGUGGAAGUGAAGACGAAGAGCAGUGUGCAGUCGAGGCAGAGGCCUUACAUUCGCACCUAAGGGAAGUUGUCAGCGAAGAAAUUGCUUUACGUCACCCCAUUGUCGCCCUUUCCCGUAACAUUUGCAGUUUGGUUCAUACAAAGAAAUUAUCUACCUUAAAAGUGGCAGUGCUAAGGGACAUUUGUGAAGAUAUUUGCUUAAACGUGGAUGAUAUCACGGAGAAACGAAAAAAGCCACUUAUAAGUAGUAUUACUCAGGUCGUUAAGGAGUGCUCUUGUGCUCGAGUGUAA